AUGGAAAGGCUUAGCGAUUUUGAAGAAUCAAAAAGUCCGUGAGAUAGCCAGAGAUUACACAAGCGAGACUCUUUUGUGCUCAGUGAGAUGGGUGAUAACACCUCGCUCUCAGAUUUGCUACCUGAACUAGUGCUUAUUCCGUACAGAGAUCCUCCUGAGUACAACAUUAAAUAACAUCAUUACAAAUCCGAUUGCGUUCAAAAACAUUAUUAAGCAGUUUGGCAAAGUGAGUAGCGUCGAAAGGGUGGAAAAUAUUAACAACAUCUUGGACAAAUUCAGGCUGUGCCUGCACAACAACAUCAUUAUUAACAACCCGAUGAACUACGAUAAAUAUCCCAUUGAUUUGGUAAAAUUAUUACUAGGAGCUUAUUUCUCAGAUUAUUCGAAAGAAGACCCUGACACAAGAUGAGCAUUGCUCAAACUUAUACGUGCAGUUACGAUUGGAGGCCGGUUCUCAAAGUCUCACUUUGAGUCUGUAUAUGGCUACAUCACCUCUAAAGACCCUGAUGAUCUUCUAGGAGCAGUGGAACUUAUAGAAAACAUGAUAGCGAUAUAGACAAAGAUCAUAUUCCAAUGUUUUACUUCUCAGAUAUAGACAGCUACAUUGAAAUCAGUUCCAGCUUGACCAUUGAUAAAUCAUUCAAGAAUGGGAUUACCAUAGGAUUUUGGUUCCGAAUCGAGGAGCUAAAUGGGACCUCCUUCGAAGACUACCCCUCUCUCUUUACGAUCUUUUGAGCUGGCUCUGGCGGCUUCGAAGCCUACUUUGAAGGCAAUGUUCUUUAUUAUAAAACUAUGAGCGGCAAGAGCUAUCAGUCAGGACCCGAUGAUAACAACUGUGUGGAAGUAUUUGAGUUCGAGCCGAGAACUUGGUACAGUUUGUUCAUAUGUCACAAGAAGAAGAAUCUUAAAAUACUAGUAAACGGACAACAUAUUAAAACAACCAGAAGUAUAGAGUAUCCUAAAAAUAUUGACUCUGGAAGACUCGACAAGGGAUUUCUAUGCAGAAAGAUGACCGGCCAAGUCUCAUCAAUACUUAUCUGCAGUGACUGUGUCGAACUAGAUACUGCAAUAGAGAUUUGUAGCAGAUAUCCAAAAUCAGUCCAAGCUGAUAAACUCAUGAAAGAUUUUGAGGAAGUUAGUCAGUUUAAAGAUGACAAGUUAAAGGAGAAGAUUUUUGGCCUCUACAUUCCCUCUAGAGCUUACAAAAAUACUAAAGGAGAAAUCUUUGUAGAAUUCUGAAAUUACCAUCGUAAAGCUAAAUUAAGCUCACACGCAGGAGUUUUUUGUCAAGACAAUCAGAAAAACCAGCUCCUCUUUUGUGGAGAUGUCAAAGCUCUUCUUCCAAUCAUGCCGUUGUUUCAAAGAAUAGAGGAUGUAGAGCUUGGAAGAAAAACAUUUAGUAAAUUUCUGAGCAUCAUAGAAACAUUCACCCACCUACUAACAGAGGAUAACAUCAAGGAGUUUCAUCUAGAAGGCUUUAGUAGCGGAUUUUUUCUAUUAUUCUACUCAAUACCUCUUACCUUCUUCACGAAGGACACAAUCCAAUCCCUGAUUGACAUCAGGUUUAACUUGAAGAAGGAUUUCUCUUUCUUCAAUCACAUGAUGUAUACGACUGAUAUUUGGAUAAAUCUUGAUUUUGAAAUCCAGCAUUUCUUCUGGGAUUAUGUUAACAGUAUUUACUCACAAGAUUACAAAGUAUACCUCAAAUUUAUAGACAUUAAAAGACUACUUCAGAUCGUUAAACAUCUUGUGGCGACCAAAAGAGGCCACUGAUGUGAGAAACAUGAGAGGAUCAAGGACCCUCGAUCCGCAAGGAAGUCAUCCAAAUACCUCCCAGUUAACAACCUUUCUGAGUACAUUCGGCCAAUCUUGGAGAUUAUUCGGAACAUUCUCAGUGAUUGAGCCAAAGGAGCGAAAGAAACCUCUGUAACAUCUGGAAUCACAGACCUUGUGUCAAUCAUCACUUACAAGCAAACGCCGUGCUAUAGAAUAGAGGUACUGAAGGUCAUCAAGGAUUUGGUUUCAGAACAGGAGCAGAACUGCCAUACCUUCAAAGUUCACCUCAAGAAGAGCAAGCAUUAUUUCUUGAUCCUCAAGGUUUUCAACGAGUCAUAUUAUGAUGUGCAGACAUACUGUGCUGAGAUUAUAAAGUGCUUAGACCUAGACCAGUCAAUCAAGGAGAAAAUAUUCUCCUUUAUGAAUUACUCUUUGUGUCCUCCUGACCAGAGAGAUAUAGAUGUCAGCUUGGAAGACAUGACUGCCUACCACACUCCAGUGUUUAAGAAGAACCAGUAUGGAAAUAUUCUCGACCACACUGAACAGAUGAGGAGCCAAAGUAGUCUAUAUCGAGCUAAAAAGUAUGGGUCUGCCCUUGAACCUUCUCAAGUUCUCCAAGAGCAUGAAGAGAUGAAAUAUGAGAGCUCUUCCAAGGUCAAGUUCAAGGGUUUCCCCCAUAGAACUGAUUCAAAGAUCUCUCAUGAAAACUUGCAGCAGAAGUUCACUGACCCCAACUUCAGCGAGGAUAACUCUGAAGAAUACAUAAUGUUUACUCAAUCAAGAAGCUCUAAGUACCAGUCUUCGAAAGAGAAGAUUGAAGAAGAGACUAAAAAUUCUGAGGAAUCCUUAAGAGGCGCAGACGAAGAAGACCCACUUGGAAGAUAUCUCAAGAAGCUUGAAGAGAAACGAGAAGUCAAAGAAUCCCCUGUUAUUUCUGAUGAUAAUAGGAUCGAAGUAAAUCCACACAGAAAGUCAGGGAAAAGUUCAUCCCCAAAGCGCGAUUCAGUUCCAGGACUUACUCCAAGCGUGGCAAUGAUUAAAGAGUCGACUAAUAUUCCAUUAACAUCCUCUCUAUCAAGUGAAGGAAAUAAUUCUGGAGCAAACCAGGAAGUACAUGCAGAAGAGGAUUUCAUCAUUGAAGAGCUUGGAGAUCUUUACCAAGUAUUUUUAUCGUGGAUUUUCUCAUCAAGAGAUGAAUGAGACACAUCCAGACCUAUAAAGUAUAACUCAGUUCUUCCCCUUUGCCUUAACCUAGCUGCCAAAUCGACUAAAUUAAUGAAACAGAAGGUGAUAUCUGACCUAAACUUUAUGACUGUUGUUGCAAAGAAUGCCAAUAUAAUAAUGACAGAGCGUACAUUCCCUGAAUGGAUAAUAGAGCUUAUAUUCACAGUGUUUCCAUCCAAGAAAGUAAAGGACCUUGACCCCAUAUGGGACAUGGGUUGUAAACUAUACAUCCAGAUGGCAAAAAUGUGCUUGAAUAAUGACUCUUCCUCCCAUUCAAACAUCCACCAAUUGAUUAUCUGGCCCAUUAGCAAGUACCUGAAAUCUAGGAGCACAAAAGAGAAGAUUGGCAGUGACAUCAAAAAGCGAGAAAGAAUGGUCAGAACUAUCUUAUGAGGCUUCUUUGACACCAUCUCGUCAAGUAAAGAUCGAGACAAAUGGAAUCCUAGUUUUAGCCAUGAAAAUCCAUUCAGUAAAUUUUGGAAGAACACCACCCAAAUUGUCUUCCAAAUUGAAGAGUUAGUUCUCUCAUUUGAAUAUCUCAGACAUAUAUUCUCUGACGAUGCUAACACACCUAUAAAGACCUCAAAAAAUAGAGAUGGAAAGCAAGAUUUUAGUUUUAGUCUUCCCGAGAUGAAAGAAGAACAAUCAAUUUAUGCAAACACUAAGAACUACCUCUUCAUUUCUUCAGUGAAGAACACCUGGCAUGAUUCACAACUUCUCAACCUGAUGUUUGAAAUAAUUGAGCCAAUUUGGUUAAUAAAGAUCAAAAGAAGGUCAUCCAAAGUCUACAAAUCAGCUAUUGCAUCCAAUUUCAAAAACUUGGGCUACAAUCAGAUCGAGGAUCAAGUCUUAGACACUUUGGAUGAGAUAUCUUCUCGAGAUGCCAACGAGAGGCUUCAGAUUCUCUUGUCCAAAAAGGUUUACUCAGAAGAAUUCAAGAAGAAGGAGAGGCAUAAUUUCUCGUUCAUCAAAACUGUAGUUAACUUAAUCUGCCUUAGAAUAACACUUGAGCAGGACAAGAACUACAUCAUAUAUUACCUCAAGAUGCUUUGAGACAUUACUGAGUGAUGAAUCUUCAUCAGCGAGUGUUGGUCAUCCAAAAAGUCAGAUGACAACAAUGAAGUCCAGUCGAAACUCACCAAAGUGGUUGCAUUUGUAAUGUAUUUCUUACAUAGAGAAAUUAGAAGUAACAAUCCGCACCAAGAAUACUUAUGAAAUGCUUUGGAUAACAUAACUACUAUUAUAUUCGUAAUUGCCCUCAAGAAAUACGCUAAAGACCAUGAGCAUGCUGACCCGAAAGCACCAAGCGCAAGGCUUGUGACAAGGCUGCUGAAUGGUUACUUUGAGAAAACAGACAAGACCCUCUUAUUCAUCAGGAAAGAUCUUGAGAAUUACCAAGCCAAGGAUUACCAAGGCAUUUCCCAAAUUCUUUGCAGUGACCAGUUUAGUGACUUCUUCGAUGAAUCUGAACGAUUCAGAGCAAUUAAAAGGGAGUUCUGCAAAGAGAAUUACUGUGAAAUUGUAUCAAAAGAGAGGUACUCGUAUGCUAAAAAGAUCAGAAAUGAUCAACGAACCUGGGAUUAUCAGGAAAAGAAGAAGUACCAAGAGAUCUCUAUUGAUAUCUCUGACAAGCACGACCGUGUCAAGGUGGAAGAGGAUAACAUUAAGAAAGAAACCCUCCUCUGGAUCGAUAGCAGACAGAGGAUGAUGAAAAGACAUCUAAGGAAAAUCUAUAACAGCUUGUUCCUUUGGAAUGGGGUUUGGAGAAACAAGCAACUGUUUGACGAUAAUCCUGAGGAAGUACCUCUAAAAGCAUUUAAUUUUAUCACAAAGAAUUUGACUAAGCCAAUUUUGAAAAAUUAUCCUUCCCAAGGAUUAUGUUAUUAUAAUGACACCCAAGCUGAGAGUAUCCUCAAAAGGCCAAAUAUAAAAUAUCCUGGAGAUAACUGGCGAUUACUCAAAUGAGACGAUGUUUUUGAAGAUAAAAUCUACAUUAACUUGAAAGAUAGAUUUUUCAGUAGGAAAAUUUCUCUAGAAGAAAUGAAGCUUCUUGACUCCUGAUACAUUUCAUUCCUAGAAAAGUUCAUAUUUACUCGCAACGAGAAAGAUAACAUCCUUGGAGAGUAUAAAUGUACCCAGCUGACACCAAUGUAUUCAAAAGCGGGGAAAAUUCUGACUACCAAAAGAAAAUUAGUUUUCAUUGACUCAGUCUACUCAUCAGAUCUCUCCUGCUCGGAUACAUAUGGGAACCAGAUGUUGGACUUUUUCACUUACAAGAAGAAGCCGUACAAGAUGCUUUAUUCGACAUACCUAAUAUGUGAUAUCCAGUACGCAUUCAACAGAAAGUUCCUGUUCGAGCAUACUUGAGUUGAUUUGAUUUUCACAAAUUGAGAAAGUUUGACUCUCAAUUUCAAGUCCAAAGAGGAAUGCAAUAAAUUCCUAAAGCAUUUAACUGAGACUAAUCCAGCGACAAAAACCUUCCUUCAAGGGCUUAAGAAGAGCAAGGCGACGGAGUGGUGGCAAAGAGGAGAAAUUUCAACAAGCUUCUAUCUAAUGUUACUUAACUACCUCUCUUCUCGAAGUUAUAAUGAUCUUUCCCAGUAUCCAAUAAUCCCUUGGUUCAUUGAUGAGAAAUUAUUGACAGGCAAAAACCUCGAUGAAGUAAUUGUCAGAGAUUUUGAGAAGAACCUCAUCAAGCUUGGUUGCAACAAAAGACUUGAACAAGCUGUUGAGAGAUACGAGGAAGAUUGAUUUGACCAGAAAUAUCAUAGUGGGAGUUACCAUUCCAACCCAGGAAUCAUUCUGCAAUAUUUAGUCAGAAUUCCUCCCUUUUGAGAUGGGCUGAUUAAAUUCCAAAGUGGCAAGCUUGACUGAGCAGACAGGAUGUUCUCAGAUAUCGCAUUUUCAUACCAUCUCGCAUUAAAUGAGUCUCUUGAUGUACGGGAACUGAUUCCUGAAACAAUAUUUCUACCAGAAAUGUACAAAAAUCACUUGAAAAUUAAUUUUGGAGAAACCCAAGAUGGCCAGAAAGUAGACCAAGUCUUUUUGCCUGAGUGGGCAAAAGAUGACCCAUACCAGUUUACCUGCAAAUUUAAAGAAAUCUUCGAAUCGUCCCUGGUCUCUGACAGCAUACAUCAAUGGUUUGAUUUGGUAUUCGGCUAUAAACAAUUGGGAAAAGAAGCAGAAGAAGCAUGAAAUACUUUCCCUGCUCUUUCAUAUGAAGGAGGGGUUGACAUGACAGAUCCUGAAAAUAUAGCUACGAAAGACUCCAUAAUAAUCCGUCUAUAUAACUUUGGCCAGUGUCCAACCCAGCUGCUGUCAGAUCCGCAUCCAAAGAGGGAGGAUAGAAAAGAACCUCUCAGAUUUAUUCAUAGAAAUGCUGAUCUUCAAGCAAAGCCGAUUGAUUUGAACAAACAAAAGUAUGGAGAUAUAAAGGAGAUCAAAUUCGUCAAUGAUUCCCAGUUCUACAUGAUCUACAAGAAGAACAAGAUAUGUAGGAUGAUUUACAAUGAGUAUCUCGUUGGGGGCAAGAAACCCCUAAUUAGUGAAUGACCUUCAGGAAAGAUGUUCAAAAUCCAGGUGGAUCCUCUCAAGAUCCAUUUCUCAGAAUUCUCAUCUCAUAGUAGCAGUGUCCCUGUCUCAACCAUUUUGGUCAAGAAUGGACUCAGACUUCUUAUUGGAGGCUACUGGGACGGAAUGAUGGUCAUCCAGAAUUUCACUAAUAAAGAAGAAAUAAGCAAAAAGAAGCAUCUGUACAGAAUAACAAUGAUCCAGGCAAGCCAAAGCGAAGAGAUAGUCAUCACUGGGACUGAAAAAGGAGAUGUUGCUAAAUGGAACAAUAAUCAAGGAGAACUUAAGUAUGAUUCUCACUUCUUCCAUCACCAAAGUGAAGUCACCGGUUGUUGAAUUUGAGAAAAUAUGGGAGUCUUUGCUACAUGUUCAAAAGAUGGCACAGCCAAUCUUUAUGUGCUCUCUGCUACAAGAGAUCCAUCUGCAAAAGGUUCAAAGUGUUAUAUUUUACGGACUUUCAAGCAGCCAGAUAACUUGCCCCUUUCAAAGGUGUUGAUCUCAGAAUCUCCGCUUGCUUCAAUAAUUUUAUUGACUGAAGACCUAAAGUGAAUGUCAUCGUUUAGUAUAAAUGGGAAGUACCUCUCAACCUAUGAAGACAUAACCAUGAUUGAAAACCCAAUGGUGAUUCCUGACGAGAAUUUCAAUGACAAACUAAUUUACGGAAAUACGACUGGAAAGCUAGGUAAGCUAUUGUUUAGCUGUUCUGACUUCAUCUAGUAUUCCUUAAAUUGCCAUAUUUUGACUGUAAAGAGACAAGACUCUGCUUUGACAAGAACUCAGUUACACCUCUCAAUCUGACUCCUGACCAAAGAGUUCUAAUCUUUUUCCAAGAUGGUCUUUGCUGAAUAGGAGAUUUUGAGACUAACAUAAAGAAAGAGAGGAAAGAGCUUAAAAAUAUGUUUG
Moneuplotes crassus is the source of this 7473-nucleotide messenger RNA. The record is from the annotation of a GenBank genome assembly. NCBI's taxonomy places the organism in Eukaryota, Ciliophora, Spirotrichea, Euplotida, Euplotidae.